Trichomycterus rosablanca is the source of this 966-nucleotide messenger RNA. It is a transcript of the gene ovol1a, whose product is annotated as ovo-like zinc finger 1a. Gene Ontology annotation, biological process: regulation of transcription by RNA polymerase II; epidermal cell differentiation. Bases 1 to 966 code for a protein of 321 amino acids. Lineage: Eukaryota; Metazoa; Chordata; Actinopteri; Siluriformes; Trichomycteridae. The transcript has 4 exons. The record is from RefSeq and is a predicted model, not a curated record. Gene Ontology annotation, molecular function: DNA-binding transcription factor activity, RNA polymerase II-specific; RNA polymerase II cis-regulatory region sequence-specific DNA binding. Gene Ontology annotation, cellular component: nucleus.
AUGCCGAGAGCAUUCCUGGUGAAAAAGCCCAAUGUUUCUCCUGGAAAAAGAAGUUGGAGCGAUCUACCCGAUGAUGAACGAGGAGACGUCUACAUCCCAGUCUCAGCGUACCCUCCAGUUCUGAGAGAUGAGACAGAAGCCAGUACUGCUGAAGUAGCCCUGUGCCUGUCCACUCAUAAAGAACACAACCGAUGUGCACAAAAAUACAUGCAGGAGCCUUACACUAUGGUUUCUAAAGCUGAAUUGCCCUCCUGUACUGCUCUCGGGCAGCAGCACAAUUCAGAAAUCGAGCGCAUCCGAAGUUCACAGAGCAGCACAUACGUUCGCUCUAAAAUCAAGGUAACAACAGGCGAACUUCCCACUGAAUUUAUCAUUCCAAGUAUGUCUUUUGAGCCUGCUGUUACCAUGGCUGACCCAAGCCCCACAACAAGCGGUGGGACAUCGUUAGCACCUGUACAGGGUGGAAACUACAUAUGUAGUGUUUGCCAGAAAGUGUUUCAGUACCAACGCAUGCUUAACAGGCAUCUUAAAUGCCACAGUGAUCAAAAAAGGCAUCUGUGCAAUUUCUGCGGCAAGGGCUUCAACGAUACCUUCGAUCUCAAGAGGCAUGUCCGCACGCAUACAGGCGUUCGCCCAUAUAAAUGCAGCUUGUGUGAGAAGGCCUUUACCCAACGCUGCUCUCUGGAAUCGCACAUGAAGAAGAUCCACGCUGUGACACAGCAGUACGCCUACAAGGAACGCCGCACCAAGCUCUACGUCUGUGAAGACUGUGGCCACACCGCCGCAACCCAAGAUGCAUUGCUGCGCCACAUCCAUAAUCAGCAUCCAAACAGUGCCUUUUUGCGGGCCAAGGGGGUACGUAGACAGUCAGGUUCAGCAAGUGUCAGUGGGCAGGAGGAAAACUCUCUGCCUGGCUCUCCUUUAUCACUGAACAGUGAUGACACAACAGGGUCAGGGGGAAGGUAG